Messenger RNA from Triticum urartu, 1459 nucleotides. Its product is annotated as gibberellin 2-beta-dioxygenase 8. The record is from RefSeq and is a predicted model, not a curated record. Lineage: Eukaryota; Viridiplantae; Streptophyta; Magnoliopsida; Poales; Poaceae.
CCUUAAAAACGUUGAACCUCUCAACUAAAACUAGCCCUUCUUCUAAAAAAUAAAAGCUUUAGCCCCUUUGCCUGAUAAAAGGGAAAAAGAAAUAGUGAGGCACACUAGGCGACAAAAGAAGGUAACAGACAAAGAGCAAAGUCUGCUCAUCAUCAGUUGUCCACUAGAGUAUAAAGAAAAAGUAAAGGUUGUCCCUUUGCCUGCUCUCUUGUACUAUCUCUAGUAGUAGAAUUCUAGAUCCAUCAACUCAAGUAGCGCUUGAUCCAGCCGAGCAGGGGAUCCAUGGAGCAGCUGCCGGACGAGUGCGGGCUGGAGGAGCUGGAGCUGCCCACUGUAGACCUCGAGGCGGAGGAGCCGAGCCUGACGGGGCAGCUGGUGGCGGCGUGCCGGGACCCGGGCGUGUUCCGGCUGGUCAACCACGGCGUCCCCUGCGACCUCACCGCCCGCCUGUUCGGGCUGGCGCGCGGCCUCCUUGAGCUGGACGCGGCCAACAAGUCCCGGCUGCCCGGCUACUUCUGUGGCACGCCGGCGCUGGCGGCGCUCCCCGUCAAACAGCUCAACUGGCUAGAGGGGCUGCACGUCGACGGCGACCGUUGUCAUUCUUGUCCUGACGCUGCUGACGGUGAAGCAGACGGCAGUGCCUUGUCGCAGUUCAUGGAGGCGGUGAGCGGGGAGUACGUGGCGCACAUGGCGCGCAUCGCCCGGAAGCUGUUCGACGCCCUGGCCAGCGGCGAGCUGGGCCUGGAUGAAGAGCAGCGCGCGUCGUACCUGACGGAGCGCGGCAGCAUCUUCCGGGCGUACCGCUACCCGGCUACUGCGUCAGGGCGGCGGCAGCUGGGGAUGGAGGCGCACACGGACAGCUCGGUGCUGUCCAUCCUGAACCAGGACAUGGUGGGCGGCCUGCAGGUGCUCUGCCGAGGGCGUGGGGAUCGGGAUAAGGAGGAGGCGAGAUGGCUUGCGGUGCGGCCUGUGGAGGGAGCGCUGGUGGUGAACGUGGGGGACAUGCUGCAGGCGAUGAGCGGGGGCGCGUACCGGAGCCCGGAGCACCGGGUGGUGGCGCCGGCCUGGACGGAGGUGGACAGGAUGUCGCUCUGCUACUUCGCGUUCCCGCAGGAGGACGCCGUGAUCGUGGGCCCGGCGUCAGCUUGUCGUCAGGAGGUGUACAGGGCGUUCAGCUACGGUGAGUUCCGGGAGCAGGUGCAGGCGGACGUGAAGGCCAGCGGCUCCAAGGUCGGCCUCGCCCGAUUCCGCGUCGCCGUCGGCCAAUCAUAAUCAUUAAUCAUUGGACCAAGCCUGAUCGAUCAAUGGAUGGAUGUUUUUCUUCUUCUUCUUCUUCUUCUUGUUGUCAUUUUGUAUAUGUAUAUGUUUGUAGCGGGCCGAGAAAGCUUUUACUAAUUAUUAAUUAGUGGGCUGGGCUGGGCUCUCGUGCGUGCCCACCCACGAUGCUCUUUGUUUUGUU